AUGGCCGUGCCCGAGAGCCACUCGUGCGGGGCAACUGGUGACCUCGGUUGGGCAGUACAUAGGAUAAUUCACACUGGACAGAAGACUUUUAUAUGUGUGGAGUGUGAAAAGGCCUUUACUACACCCUCACAAUUGACUGUGCAUAGGAGAAUUCACACUGGAGUGAAGCCGUAUAUAUGUAAGGAAUGUGGGAAGGCCUUUGCUAGAGCGUCAAAACUUACUGUACAUAGGAGAAUUCACACUGGAGAGAAACCAUAUAAAUGUAAGGAAUGUGGAAAGGCCUUUGGGGAAGCCUCAAUACUUAGAGUACAUAGGAUAAUUCACACUGGAGAGAAACCGUAUAUAUGUAAGGAAUGUGGGAAGGCCUUUGCUGCAGCCUCAAAACUUACUGGGCAUAGGAAAAUUCACACUGGAGAGAAACCGUAUAUAUGUAUGGAAUGUGGAAAGGCCUUUGCUGCAGCCUCCAAACUUACUGUACAUAGGAGAAUUCACACUGGAGAGAAACCAUAUAUAUGUAAGGAAUGUGGGAAGGCCUUUUAUGAAGCCUCAAAACUUGAUGGACAUAGGAGAAUUCACACUGGAGAGAAACCAUAUAUAUGUAAGGAAUGUGGAAAGGCCUUUGCUGCAGCUUCAAUACUCAGAGUACAUAGGAGAAUUCACACUGGAGAGAAACAGUAUAUAUGUAAGGAAUGUGGGAAGGCCUUUUCUAGAGCCUCAAGACUUAAUGAACAUAGGAGAAUUCACACUGGAGAGAAACCAUAUAUCUGCGAAGAAUGUGGGAAGGCUUUCUGUCAAUCUCGGUACCUUAGGAAGCAUAGGAGAAUUCACAAAAUUUCUGGAGAAGCCAAUGAGCAGUCUACCUGGAACAGUCGGAAUCCAGUGGUUAACAAGGAGGUCCGGAAGCACCAGAUAUUUGGGGGAACAGGACAGGAGGCAGAUUUAGGUGGGCUGUAUUAG
Molecule: messenger RNA, 957 nt
Organism: Sorex fumeus (smoky shrew)
Lineage: Eukaryota; Metazoa; Chordata; Mammalia; Eulipotyphla; Soricidae
Product: zinc finger protein 239-like
Exons: 4
Coding region: 1-957 (318 amino acids)
Biological process (GO): negative regulation of transcription by RNA polymerase II
Molecular function (GO): DNA-binding transcription repressor activity, RNA polymerase II-specific
Source: RefSeq, a predicted model, not a curated record